GUUGCAGCACAGUGUUAGUCAUGGGCGAAGAAGUCGAGAAACAUGUGCUGCGCAAGUACGAGCUGCUGCAGAAGUUAGGCAAAGGCGCGUAUGGCAUUGUGUGGAAGGCCAUCGACAAGAACAAUCGGCAGGUAGUGGCUUUGAAAAAGUGUUUCGACGCAUUCCGCAAUGCGACAGAUGCGCAGCGCACAUUUCGCGAAGUCAUGUACUUGCAAGAGCUGAACGGACACAGCAACAUUAUCCGCUUGCUGAAUGUCGUCAAAGCUGACAACGACCGCGAUAUCUACCUCGUGUUCGACUUUAUGGAAACGGACUUGCAUGCUGUUAUACGAGCCAAUAUCUUAGAGGAGAUCCACAAGAAGUAUAUCAUCUACCAGUUGUUGAAGUCGCUUAAGUACAUGCAUACAGCCGAGCUGCUGCACCGCGACAUCAAGCCGAGCAAUCUACUUCUUAACUCAGACUGCCACACCAAACUCUGCGACUUUGGACUUUGCCGUUCCGUGGCCGAGAUCAGCGGACCCAAUCCAGUUCUCACAGAUUACGUCGCUACCCGAUGGUACCGUGCUCCAGAAAUUUUGCUGGGCUCGACAAAGUACGCCAAGUCAGUGGAUAUGUGGGCUGUCGGCUGUAUCGUGGCAGAAAUGGCCACUGGACGACCUUCUUUCCCAGGCACAUCGACCAUGAAUCAACUUGAGCGUAUCCUGGAUGUCACCGGCCCACCGUCUCAAGACGAUAUUGAAAGUAUCAAGUCACCGUUCGCCAAUACGAUGCUGGAAAGUCUGCCUGCACCAAAGAAGAAAGCGUUGGAGGAACUCUUUCCCAAGGCCUCGCCAGAUGCACUCGAUCUUAUCAAACAAUGCUUCUGGUUCGAUCCGUCCAAGAGGAUCUCGGUCAUCGACGCGUUGAAACACCCGUACGUGGCACAGUUCCAUAACGAGAAGGACGAGCCCAGUGCUCCAGCUCCUUUGCAGAUAGUAGUUGAUGACAAUACCAAAUAUUCCGCCGCUGACUAUCGCGACCGCCUCUACCGUGAGAUCAUCAAGAAGAAGAAAGAGGUCCGACGGAAAGCAGGCGAACAGGAGACGGCCGCUGUGGCUGGUACAACCACCACGCAGUAG
Molecule: messenger RNA, 1118 nt
Organism: Phytophthora infestans T30-4
Lineage: Eukaryota; Oomycota; Peronosporomycetes; Peronosporales; Peronosporaceae
Product: mitogen-activated protein kinase, putative
Exons: 4
Coding region: 21-1118 (365 amino acids)
Biological process (GO): protein phosphorylation; intracellular signal transduction
Cellular component (GO): nucleus; cytoplasm
Molecular function (GO): MAP kinase activity; ATP binding
Source: RefSeq, a predicted model, not a curated record